Rhizoctonia solani is the source of this 867-nucleotide messenger RNA. Its product is annotated as surfeit locus protein 4. The record is from RefSeq and is a predicted model, not a curated record. Gene Ontology annotation, biological process: Golgi organization. The coding region runs from base 1 to 867 and encodes 288 amino acids. NCBI's taxonomy places the organism in Eukaryota, Fungi, Basidiomycota, Agaricomycetes, Cantharellales, Ceratobasidiaceae. Gene Ontology annotation, cellular component: endoplasmic reticulum; endoplasmic reticulum-Golgi intermediate compartment; membrane. The transcript is spliced from 6 exons.
AUGCCCGACACGAGCUCUUCGAUGCGCUCCAGCUCACACGACAACGACACAGUAUCGAAAAUACGUGAAAUCGGGGGCAAAAUAGAGGACACAAUCGAUAUAUAUUCCCAACCACUUCGUCCUCAGUUGCCUGCGAUUGGUCGCUUUUUAAUUGUUGUAACUUUCUUGGAGGAUGCGUUGCGGAUUAUGACUCAGUGGGGUGAUCAGGUCUGGUACCUGCAAAAACACCGUGGCUUCCCUUGGGGAAUUAGCCAUUUCUUCCUUAUCUUUAACAUCAUUACCAUGAUUGCAGGGUCCGGAGCGAUCAUUGCACGACGCUACUCUGAAAUUGCUGUUGCGGGAUUGUUAGGCGUAGUGAUCAUCCAAGGAUUUGGUUAUGGUCUUAUCUUUGACCUCAACUUUUUCCUCCGCAACCUCUCCGUCAUCGGUGGUCUCAUCAUGGUCUUCAGUGAUACCAUGCAAUCGUCCAAGAAACGAUUCGCCGGACUUCCAUCUCUGAGUGAAAAUGACAGGCGCAUGUACUUCCAAUUGGCCGGCCGUGUGCUCCUGAUCUUCCUUUUCAUCGGAUUCGCGCUCAGUGGUGAAUGGACCACUGCUCGCGCAAUUGUGUCUUGCUUGGGUCUUGUGGCAGGUGGAAUGGUUGCAGUUGGCUUCAAGGCCAAGUGGUCCGCAAGCUUCUUGGUCAUUCUUCUCUCAGUUUUCAACGUGUUCAUCAACAACUGGUGGAGUGUCCACGCCGCGCACCCUCAACGUGAUUUCUUAAAGUACGACUUUUUCCAGACCUUGUCGAUCGUUGGUGGUUUAUUGCUGCUCGUCAACAUGGGACCUGGCGGCAUGUCUAUUGAUGAAAAGAAGAAGAACUACUAA